GCUCCCCUUCAGCACAGUGAGUCAGUGCGCAUGCGUGGAACAUUCGAUCAUUGUCGGUGUAGCUAACGGCUAAGCUACGGAUCCAGCCGACAUGGAGAGGAAAGUGCUGGCACUCCAGGCGAGGAAGAAGAGGGUGAAAGCAAAGAAGACCAACAAAAAGCAGCCAGUCAAUCCCAGAACUCGACAGCAACCUCAGGCUGAAGCCUCACCCCAGGAACCUGAGGAACCUGAAGAAAUUCUUGGGUCUGAUGAUGAAGAGCAGGAGGACCCCAAUGACUACUGCAAAGGUGGCUAUCACCAUGUGAAAGUAGGAGACCUUUACAAUGGUAAAUACCAUGUAAUCCGGAAGCUCGGCUGGGGACACUUCUCCACUGUGUGGCUCGCCUGGGAUAUUCAGGUAAAGAGGUUUGUUGCAAUGAAGGUGGUGAAGAGCGCGGAGCACUACACAGAAACAGCACUGGACGAGAUCAAACUGCUUAGAUCUGUAAGAAACUCUGACACCAAUGAUCCCAACCGAGAGAUGGUAGUCCAACUUCUAGAUGACUUCAAAAUUUCUGGCGUCAAUGGAACUCAUGUCUGCAUGGUGUUUGAGGUGUUAGGGCAUCACUUAUUAAAAUGGAUAAUAAAAUCAAACUACCAAGGACUGCCCCUGCCUUGUGUGAAGAGCAUCAUACGACAGGUUCUCCAAGGCCUGGACUACCUGCACACAAAGUGUCAGAUCAUCCACACAGACAUCAAGCCGGAGAACAUCCUGAUGAGCGUAGAUGAGCCUUAUGUACGGAAGCUUGCAGCUGAAGCCACAGAGUGGCAGAAGGCUGGGGCGCCUCCACCCUCUGGUUCAGCAAUAAGCACAGCACCAGUUCCUAAACAGACAGUAAAAAUGUCCAAGAACAAGAAGAAGAAGUUAAAAAAGAAGCAGAAGCGGCAAGCGGAGCUGCUUGAGAAGUGCAUUAUGGACCUGGAGGAGAUGGAAAAGACCACAGAGAUACGAGACGAUGAUGAAGAUGAAGACGAACCACAGAUUCAAAAGGGACGAGCCUGUGCGCCCCUCAGACAGGUGUCUCUUCAGGAGAUAGGGAACGAAGGAACAGAUGUGAGCGGUGCGAUUGGAGAUCUCAUCAGGGUGGGACCAGAGGAACUGUCUGAAGUGAACUGUAAUGGCCAUGUGGAGGAGAGUCAGUGUAGGGAUGAAGACCAGCACAAUGGCAAUGCAGAGUCCACAGAGCAAUGUGCCUCUCCAGAGGACCAAUACGUGGAGUCUCCUCUCCACUCCAUGUACAAUGGUGUUGAGUCUACAGCUUUCAACGAGGUGGACACAGAGACUGAAGGAAUUGGGACUCAUAGCUGUGGAGUUACUGAGAAAUUCUUUUCUGCUGGCCUGGAGGAUGGCGAGCUGGAACAAAGCAUUUUGCAAGAUGAUGAAGAGGAUGGGUCCAACUGUCACUACAGAAACCAGGAAAAUGAGAGUAAUGGCAAACAGACAGCAGGAUCCCUGCUAGUUAACCCUCUUGAGCCACUGAAUGCAGACAAGAUCAAGGUCAAGAUUGCAGAUUUGGGAAAUGCCUGCUGGGUGCACAAGCACUUUACCGAAGACAUCCAGACACGACAGUACCGGUCUUUAGAGGUACUUAUUGGUGCAGGAUACAGCACACCAGCUGAUAUAUGGAGCACAGCCUGCAUGGCAUUUGAGCUUGCCACGGGGGACUACUUGUUUGAACCCCAUUCUGGGGAAGAUUAUUCCAGAGAUGAAGACCAUCUUGCUCUCAUGAUUGAGUUGCUCGGUAAAAUACCCCGUCACUAUGCUCUGAGUGGAAAAUACUCACAGGAAUACUUCACCAAGCGAGGUGAUUUGAAACACAUCACUAAGUUGAAGCCGUGGGGCCUGCUGGAGGUGCUGAUUGACAAGUACGAGUGGCCCCGCGAAGAAGCAGAGUGUUUCACAGACUUCCUUCUUCCCAUGCUGGAGCUUAUUCCAGAGAAGAGAGCCACAGCCACAGAGUGCUUGCGCCACCCCUGGCUCGCCCUCUAGUGGAGACCUCCAGCCAUCGAACCUCCCUUCCCUCCCACCUCCUCCAGAGACUGCAACAGAUCACUUUCCAGUUUGAGCAUAUCAGAUGAAUAUUUAUUUCUCGUUUUGUUUCGUUGUUUUGGAUUUCUUAUAUUCUUGUUUUUGAGCUAAUGCUUCUGUGUAUGUUUGCUUUGCAUUUGUUGGUUCUUCUCUUGGCGUGAUGUCAGGAAUCCAGUGGAUUUUUAUUACUUUGUGCUCAUGUUGGCUCCAACUGCUGUGCUCUGUUCACCCUCACAAGAAAAACCAGUCAUUGUACUGCUAGUGACUCAUCCUUGUUUGUUACACUCCUGCACUAAAACCUAAACAAACCAAGGAUAUGUAGCCUUUAUUGGUCAUUUUUGUCCCCUAAAAAAAAAAAAUUUUUUUUUUUCUCCCUCAUCUUUUCAUUAGUGCUGUUAAUUUUUUUUUUUUUUAAACAAAUUUUCUCAUUCUAAAUAUACAGUACAUUUUGUAUUUGUAAAGUAGGUCUUAGGAAGUUUCACACUGGGCUGACAUGUACACUGACUUUGGGUAACAUUAGCAUUUCUUCAGACAGGCUUUCUAGUUUUUUACUGAGAUAUUCACUGUUUGAUAAAGUAGGUCAUGUUUAGCUGUAACAAUUCCGUUGUCACCUGGUAUUUAGUAUGCUUGGUUAAUUAUGAUAUGGAGCUUUCAUUUUUAUGGGAGGCUGGUAUUCUCAUUCACCUAUUACAAUUCAGGUAUAUAGUAUUUUAAAGGUUUCAACGAGACAACAUGUUAAGAAGCCCAAUCUAAAGGAAAAAAGUGAAAAUAAACUGUAUAUAUCUGUACCAAAGAGUUUGCCUUUAUGUAUAUUACAGUUAUGUACAGUUUUUAACAAAUCUUAUAUCUUAGCUAAAAUUGUUUAGCUGGGUAGCUGUGUUUUAAUAAAGCGUAUGGAAGAUGUGUUUGAGCUCAGUUGUAUGUGUGGUCAACUGUUCAUAAUGUCACUGUUUUUACCAUAGAAAUGGUGAGAUCUGAUGUUAGGUAAUGGUGUCCCAAACUGAUCAUAUCAAAGUAUACCUAUGUUAUCUGUUGAGACCUAUGGGGAAAAACAAAAAUUUACAUUGGUGUCAGAUUCAAGAACAUAGACUCUGUGUGAGCUGUCGACUUACAAAGCUGUACAACACACCAUACAAUAAAACAGAUCUUCAUACAA
Archocentrus centrarchus (flier cichlid) is the source of this 3224-nucleotide messenger RNA. It is a transcript of the gene srpk1a, whose product is annotated as SRSF protein kinase 1a. The record is from RefSeq and is a predicted model, not a curated record. Bases 92 to 2029 code for a protein of 645 amino acids. Gene Ontology annotation, biological process: intracellular signal transduction; spliceosomal complex assembly; peptidyl-serine phosphorylation. Lineage: Eukaryota; Metazoa; Chordata; Actinopteri; Cichliformes; Cichlidae. Gene Ontology annotation, molecular function: ATP binding; protein serine/threonine kinase activity. Gene Ontology annotation, cellular component: cytoplasm; nucleus. The transcript is spliced from 16 exons.